AUGUCGUUUCCAAAACAAGAAGAGAUUGAAGUUGUUGUGAUGGAAGAAGGAACUUCUCCUGUAAGGAUAUGGGAGGACCUUAAUAUUGAUAUGCUGGUGAAGAUAUUCCAAUCCUUUGACCUUUUCCAGUUGAUCUCUGUCAUUCCUCAAGUUUGUCAUGCAUGGCAAUCGGCUUGUUCUGACCAACAUCUUUGGAAAACGCUGGACUUGUCAAUAAUGAAGUCAAAUUUCAUCAGAGUUUCAAUACCGCCGUAUAUAUAUGUUGACACUCCAUCUCGUGAAAAAUUGAACCGCAUCCUAAAGAUUUGCUUGAUCCUUAGUCAUGGAAACAAACUGACAUUGAUCUUCCAUUACAAUUUGUAUGUUGACAAUAAUCAGUUGACUUAUUCUGCCAAGAGGUAUUCUCCGAAUAAACUUUAA
Solanum tuberosum (potato) is the source of this 420-nucleotide messenger RNA. RefSeq names its product F-box/LRR-repeat protein At3g48880-like. NCBI's taxonomy places the organism in Eukaryota, Viridiplantae, Streptophyta, Magnoliopsida, Solanales, Solanaceae. Gene Ontology annotation, molecular function: protein binding. The record is from RefSeq and is a predicted model, not a curated record. Bases 1 to 420 code for a protein of 139 amino acids. The transcript has a single exon.